This is a messenger RNA of Chanos chanos (milkfish), 1336 nucleotides long. RefSeq names its product apoptosis, caspase activation inhibitor (gene aven). Gene Ontology annotation, biological process: negative regulation of G2/M transition of mitotic cell cycle. Lineage: Eukaryota; Metazoa; Chordata; Actinopteri; Gonorynchiformes; Chanidae. The record is from RefSeq and is a predicted model, not a curated record. The transcript has 6 exons. The coding region runs from base 1 to 975 and encodes 324 amino acids.
AUGGAAGGUACGCAGCACAGGGGCCGUGGUGGGCAUUUCAGAAGAGGUGGAGGCAGUGAGGCUGGCAGCUCGGGUGAACACCGAGGUCGAGGGAGAGGUGGUCAUCACCGUGGAAGGGGCAAACGAGAUCAUUAUCGGGGGAGAGGUCGCGGAGGACCGCCUGCAGACUUUCGCCGAGGCCCGGAGGAAAAUGAUGAAAACAAGGAGCACUUUGAAGAUGAGGUGCCAGAUAUGUUCCCCAGACGAAAACUGGAGUCUAACUGGGACCGUUAUGAGGCAUCAGAAAAAGAGGAGCAGAAUGAGGAUGUUCCCACACAGCGGGGAACAGACUAUCAUGUGCUUCUUAGCUCUGCAGGGGAUUCCUUCACUCAGUUCAGGUUUUCUGAAGAGAAGGACUGGGAGACGGACUCCUUAGCCACCAACCAGAUGUCUGCUGUAUUUGUGGACCUUCCUGCACUGGCCCAGUCUCUUCAGGAGCUUCCACUACACCAAAGACUAAACUUAGAAGCUGAACUGGUUCAGGUGACAACCCCAGCUGAACUUCCUGCAGUGACCAUAUUGUCUAAAGCAGACACGAAAUCAGCAGCUGUGUUGAAACCUUCCACCCCUGGACAGAAGGGCGUAAGCUCUGGCCCAGGUGUUUCCUGCCCAUUAAAACCAGUGCAGAGCAGCACAACUUCAAAUCCCUCGGCACAGGUAGUCAAUGCUCCAGUGGACGAUGUUGAUACAGAGCUGGACCUCCUCCUAAAUUUGCAGCAACCUAAUACUGAGGUAUUAGCUGAAUCACCAAACUCAAGCACCAUGGAAGAGGGGACUCUCAGUCCAGAACAACGAGAUGAGGAGGAGAAAGACAAGGAGGUGAAAGAGUUUAAAGAGGACGUGAAGGAACAAGGGUCAAACACUAAAAAUAACCCAACAAAGCAGGAACUGACUGAGGAGGAUCUAGAGGAUUGGUUGGACAGUAUGAUUUCCUGAUCGCAUGAACAUGGAGGACCACAUUCAUCUAACACAAGAGGGCAGGAAUUCACAGCUUCUGUAAUAACAUACAUAUGAAGACACCCUUGCUCUCAGGUGGAAAACCAUUAACACCACUCUGACCCAGUGGAGGAACAGCUGAUCUCCCACACAAAAGCUGUUUCAUCUCUUAUCCCAAAGUAUCCCUUUGCGUCGUCGCAUAAUAUGUGGCAUCUUACGGAGCGUCUUCAGCUUAUGGGCAGCAGGUUGAUAUGUGAAAGGCAGAGGCUAGCGAAUCUGAAGUUCAACACUUUUGCUGUGUUUGUUUACACUGCAUUAAGGAGUUUAUUAGUUUGUUGGUGCAGAUUUUUCUUUUAUAGAA